This is a messenger RNA of Melopsittacus undulatus (budgerigar), 6586 nucleotides long. It is a transcript of the gene RSBN1L, whose product is annotated as round spermatid basic protein 1 like. The transcript is spliced from 8 exons. Lineage: Eukaryota; Metazoa; Chordata; Aves; Psittaciformes; Psittaculidae. The record is from RefSeq and is a predicted model, not a curated record. Bases 52 to 2655 code for a protein of 867 amino acids. Gene Ontology annotation, cellular component: nucleus.
CGGUUCUGUCGGUUGAGGCGAGCGGAGAGUAAAUAGAAGCAGGAGCUCAAAAUGGCGGAGCUGCCGAGUCUUGUCCGUGGCGCGGUGUCGCCCGAGCUGGAGUCGUUCGGCGCUAGGCCGGCCCCGGACGCGAAGGUUUCCCGUGGGUCACAGCCAGCCGCCAAGAAGAUGAAGGGAGCCGAUGAGAGGAGCCUGAAGGGUACUAAGCGCGUCAACGGUGAAGGGGGUGGCGGUGGCGGGAGCAGCAAGCAGUCGCUGCCGCUGCCAGCGGUCGUGCCGAGCUACAGCAACCCCGCGGCGUGGGGCUUCCCCGCGCUCUCCUCUGGUCCCUCCGGGAGCGGGGGGAGCUUCGCUUUCCCUUCUCAACUGCCCCGGAAGCUGCUGUCGCCUGCUGUUUUGCUGCCUUCGUCCGCCUCUCCCUCCUCUUCCUACCAGCCGCACCAGCACCGCCACCACCGGCACCGCCUGGCUCUGGCCGGUGAGGCGGGAGGCUGCGGGAGCGGCGGCGCAGCCGGCGCUGGCGGUGGGAGCGCCAAGCCGAAGAGGCCGAAGGAGAAGCGGGAUAAGGAGAAGAGGAAGCACGGCGCCCUGCCCGUGGUUGCGGCGGUGGGAGAUGGCGGCGGGGCGCUGAGCGUGGCAGGCCGGGAGGAAAACGGGGAGGUGAAGCUGCUGUUCCCGAAAGCUCAAAUCAAAGACAAAAUUAAAGAAAGGGAAAAGAAGCAAAAAGAGAAGAAGAAGCACAAAAUAAUGAAUGAAAUCAAGAAAGAAAAUGGAGAGAUCAAAUUAUCGCAGAAAGGUGGGAAGGAGAAACCAAAAACCAAUGCAGAAGAACUACAGAUUAAAAAAGUUAAGAAGAAAAAGAAAAAGAAACAUAAAGAGAAUGAGAAGAGGAAGCGUCCAAAAAUGUACAGCAAAUCUAUUCAGACCAUCUGCUCAGGAUUGGUUUCUGAUAUUGAGGAUCAGGAAGCCAAAGGCAUCAUAGAUGAUCAUCUUAAGGAUUUCAAUGGGAAAAAUAUGGAUCCCAAGAAGGACUGUGAGUCCAAGAUACCAGAGAACAGUGAGUUUCCAUUUGUCUCGUUAAAGGAGCCACGGGUUCAAAAUAAACUCAAAAGGUUGGACACAUUGGAGUUCAAACAGCUGAUUCAUAUUGAGCACCAGCCUAACGGAGGUGCAUCAGUUAUCCAUGCCUACAGUAAUGAACUCUCCCACUUGUCUCCUGUGGAGAUGGAGAGAUUUGCAGAAGAGUUUGUGGGUCUGGUUUUUAGUGAAAAUGAAAACUGUGCAGCUUACUAUGUAAUGGGUAUUGUUCAUGGGGCAGCUACUUAUUUACCUGACUUUUUAGACUACUUUUCGUUUAAUUUUCCCAAUUCACCAGUGAAAAUGGAGAUUUUGGGAAAGAAAGAUAUAGAGACAACGACUAUGUCAAAUUUUCAUGCUCAGGUAAAAAGAACAUACUCUCAUGGUACGUAUAGAGCUGGCCCAAUGAGACAGAUCAGCCUGGUUGGAGCAGUUGAUGAGGAAGUGGGGGAUUACUUCCCUGAAUUCCUUGAUAUGUUGGAAGAAUCACCCUUCUUAAAAUGUACACUGCCAUGGGGAACACUUUCUAGCUUAAAAUUAGAGAGUCGUAAAGACAGUGAUGAUGGUCCCAUUAUGUGGGUACGUCCAGGAGAGCAGAUGAUCCCUGUGGCUGACAUGCCAAAGUCACCUUUCAAAAGGAAGAGAACUACCAAUGAAAUAAAAAACUUGCAGUACCUACCUCGAACCAGUGAACCCCGUGAAAUGCUAUUUGAAGACCGGACACGAGCCCAUGCAGAUCACAUAGGACAAGGUUUUGAACGACAGACUACAGCUGCUGUGGGAGUGUUGAAGGCUGUGCACUGUGGAGAGUGGUCUGAGCAGCCUCGUAUAACCAAAGAUGUAAUCUGUUUUCAUGCUGAAGACUUCUUAGAGGUAGUUCAGCGAAUGCAAUUAGAUUUGCAUGAACCUCCACUCUCACAGUGUGUCCAGUGGGUUGAUGAUGCAAAACUUAAUCAGCUGCGAAGGGAAGGCAUCCGAUAUGCCAGAAUUCAGUUAUUCGAUAAUGACAUUUAUUUUAUCCCAAGGAAUGUCGUGCACCAGUUCAAGACAGUUUCAGCUGUGUGCAGUUUGGCUUGGCACAUCCGGCUCAAGCUGUACCAUUCAGAGGAAGAACUCUCUCAAAAUACGAGUACUGUUGAAGCAGGGACCUCUGCAGACCCCAAGUCUUCGGUUAUUGGACUUCAGACUGACAGCAGAAUCUGUACGAUGAGCAAAAAUACCUCCGAAGACGCCAAAUUCUCAGCUGCUCUCCAGACAAAGUACCUGCAGCAGGAAUUCAUGCCGAUAAAACAUGAACCUAUCGCCUCUCACCGAAUAAAGGAAGAACCCAUGGAUGUCGACCUGCCUGAAAAAACAGUGGCACCCAACGACACCGGGGGCCAGACUGUUCAGACUAGGUUGGAUCACGUUGAAUUGACGGCAUUUAAGUUGGAAAUGGAUUCUAAAUUUGAACCUGGCAGCAAGGACUUACAAGGCAAGUUAUGCUCUGGAGGUCACGUACAUCCAGAUGAUACAAGACAACAUAGUUCAUCAUAUCCAAAACUGCAUGGACAAAGAGAGGAUGAUUUUUUGUGCUAAAUUUGUAUAUAUGGUUUUAAAUUCCUUUUUAAACUUAAUGAUUCAUAAAUUCUGUGAGGCAAGUUUGUGACUUGCCUUCACAUCUGUUACAGAAAAUAGUUAUGUAGCUUUGUAACAUUCCUCAGUGCCUGUCCAUAACUGUGAAGUAUCAAAGCACUUAGGGCCAGAUGCACUGUAAACACUGCAGGUUUAACAUAAAGAAGUCUUUAAAUAAUUUUGAGUUGUAGGUUUUAGAGUAGAGCUGACAUUUAACAUAUAUAUUUUUUGUAAGAUGAGCCAGAAUUCUUUUUGACAAUUCCAGGCUUUUCCAUAGAGCUUAUUUAUACCAAUUUUUUCAUUUUAAAUGUGUCAGCACUGUAGUGUAAAUAUCUUUUUUAAAGAUCUUUUUAGUGUGAUUUAUACUGAAAUGUGAGCCGCUUAAUAAAGGUUCAUAAUAACAGAUUGGUUUUAUUUUUGGGUCUGCAAAAAACAAUUCAGUUCAACUGCCUCUCUAAAUGGUUACGUUUCUACCUGCACUAAUGCAUAGGAUGCCCUCAUACCACUGUAGGUUGAGGAGCUGUAGCAAACUGAGGUAGAGCUGAGGCAUUCUCCAUAAAUUGAGGUUAGUCAGAACAUAAACCUAGUCCUUCCUUCACAGGGGCUCCGUGAGGCACUCCCCAGACUCCUGCGUCAGAUCUUAAUGUGGAACAGAGAUAGACCUUCCUGUUGUGAGGACAGUUGGACACCCCAUGGGCUCCAGGACCUGUGUGCACCUCUCUAGAUGAGCUGGUGCAAGGGAGCGAGCUCCCUUCUGUGCCUGCCUCUUUUCCCUGCUCCAGCUGUAGUUAAGGCAGCUCCAUUUCAUAUUUAAAACUUAAAACCAACAUCCCCCUUCAAAUAAUUCGUUUGACUAAAUUUAAACCAACAAAGAUGAAGGAUUUAAAUGGUUACUUACCAAGCUGUAAAGGCUUCAGUCUUUAGUAGUGAUCUGUAAUUCAUGGAGACACGUUUGGAUUUGAAUUGCUCCCUGUGCUGAUAGCACCAGGCAGUAAAGAUAGUUGUCAAUGUGUCCAGUAGGAGGAUUUCUCUUGAGUCCCAGUCUGGAAGCAAGAGUUGUUUAAUGAAUAACAGUGGUGUCCACAUUAGAACUGUUUUCCUCUCCCCACCUGUGGGACACUUGAGUUCUCUUAAGCUGUGUUCUGAGGGAAAAGGAUUUCAAGGGUAGCUAGCAUCUGGUGUAGUAAUGGCAAAACCUCUGUAAUUUAACUUAUUUAAUUCUUUGUGUAACAUAUUAGUGUAUAGCUCAGACACAUCUGAAUGAUACUUCUUUUUCAGGUAGCUACGAAUAGCAGUAAACUGCCCUACAGCCUGUCCUUCAACUAAGUAUGUAAAGCUGAAGAUCCUAGGCCUGUGGUUAUUUCCAGUGCCCUCUUAGCUCUGAUGUUUUAUUUUUGUUUUAAUUUAUUUUUCCUGUAGCUCUCUAAAAGCUGUACAACCUUUACCUACCCAGGUUAUAACCUUUGAUGCACUUGGUUAUCACUUUGGGUUCAUUUGUAGCAAUAGAGCAACGUGAUUUCCGGGUGGUAUCUAAUUCAACUACCUAAGGCCCUUUUGUUGCAAACAUUUUGGUUAUAGGAUGUUAAACUUCAAAGUGUUACUGUGUACUUAGGCCUGGCACUAAAAUCAGCCAUUUGACGGAUGAGUGCCCUGAUCUGUUUAAAUCUAAAAUAGGUCUGUCAAGGAAUUAUUAAUUAAAUCAGUUUUUGAAUUGCUAAAUGUUACUCCUCCAUAGCCAUAAUUACAUAUUAGAGAAGCAAUAGCAAUAUGAAUCUCUCUGAUGUGGCUCAUAGGUCCUUAAGUCUCACUGCUCAUUUCUUUACUGCUGGCUAAGAGAUGAGUAUCAGUUUUGCAGCCUCAGGGAUCUUGCUUUCCCCUCACACCAUGAGCAAAUGGUUCAUGUGUGACAUGGCAAGUUAUUACUUGAGCAGAUUCUGAUUUGAAAAAUUAAUUGGUUCAAGAGUUUGAGCCUUCCUGGUAGUAGAAACAUGGGCUCAGCUCCCUGUGUUUUGUGGAUUAUCUGGAAACUUCCCCCCAUAAUACCUUUGGCUUUAUAAACAUCCAUACACAGUUACGUAGCUAUCGGUUCCCCUUCUCUGUGCCAGCCAUUGGAGAGCAGUGAGAGAGGAGAGCUGCAGGUUGUAGUUUGCACCGAGUGGGAUAGUCGAAGGCUCCAGCUUUAUCAAAACCAGCCUUGUCAGAUACUUUUAAAAACGCAACAACUCCCUCCCAAAAACCACCCCAACAACAAAACCUUAUUUAGUUUCCUUAGAAUCUUCCCUCUGAUGUUAUGCUAUUGUUCAUUCUGAUUCAAAUUCUUUUUUAGAUGUCAGAUUUUAGUGAAGUGUACCCACCUCUGACAGCAGCUUCCUGCAUCACAUGCCCUGUCCAGACUGAAAAGCAAUCCAUCUUUGAAAAUGGUUUAGCGAACCUGGUUUUACACUUGAGAGCAGAACUUUGUUUCCUUUUGAAGACCCGUUCAGUGGUCUCAGCCAGUGAUGGCCUCAAACUUCUGCUUAGGUAUGGCUUGGUUCUUCCUUUUUAUCACGUUCAGAAUUUUAAGAUUAAACCAGAAAGAUUUCAGAGAUUCAAUCAAAAGUGGCAGCUUUUUCCGUUUUUUAUGCAUCCUCUGUGAUUUUUGAGACAGGCCAGAGCCUCAUUUUUAAACAGAAUUUCUUGCGGACAAUAUGAACGAGAUGGGGAGGAUUACCAACGGCUCUCAGAACUCCCUCUGUACUCCAAGACAUCAUCAGUCUGGGCUGACUGGCUGUGUCAGGGUAUGCUGCUUACUUUGCUUGUUUGGGAAAAAAAAGGAAAAGAGAUUAAAAAAAGAACAGUUUUUGUCCUCUGCCUGUAUUGUGUUCAUUCUGCUGCGGUUCUCAUUCACAGGGGAGCACCUUUCAUGAGGGUUUCAGCUCCCAAAUUGUUCAUUAGUUGGCCAAAGGUCUUGCUUUGGUUUCCAGCGGUCCCUUCCUGCAGCGUCCAACUUCGUAUUCACACUUUUGCUUCAGCAAUAAAUCUUUCAUGUUUCUGAUGUACUGAAACUAGUCUUUGCUUAUUGCUUUUCCCCCCCUCUCUGGAUUUCAGCUCUUACCUGAACCUUCCUGUUAGUUGGGCUGAAGUCUCCAGUGUUGUAGUUGUGUCUCUUGUUGUUCUGCAGAUUGGAAAGCUCUGCUCAAGGCCGAUGCCGGCCCUGCCCGGUACUGACAUGGUGUAUUCUCAGCCCUGUUUCAUCACCCAUGCAGUGUGCAGAAGCGUACCCUUGUUCUCCUAGAUACUGGUACCGUGCUUGUGGUAGCAAAGAGUUGCUUUGUCCUGUCACUACCGGUAGCUUUCAAGGUGGUAGCUACUUUUCCUUUGUUUUUUAACUUACUGGAUCUUUUGCAUUUCACUGGCAACUGACUUCAUGUGUUAUAUACAAGUGUUACUCAGUGUUGUGUCACCCCCUGAUGCCUGCAAAUUGGCUCUGAAACAGCAUUUUCCUUACAGGUACUGCCAGCAUGCAGACUUCCUUCCUUGUUACUAUAGUGAAUAUUUCAAUACUUCUUUAACUGAGAUAUUAAUUCUAUCUAGUAUUAGAAAUAAAGUAUUAUUUCAGAGGGUAAUGAUUUGAGUAUUAAUCUGUGAAAGAAUUCCUUGGUGAUAAAUAAAAUUGAUUUUUAAGCAGAUAUACAUGUGCACAGUAAAUAAGUUGCUAUUGCAAAUUACAUAGGAAAUGGAAACAUGAAAUAGUGGAAUGCUGUGAAACAGAUCUGAAUGUUGCAGAUUUGGAAAAUUGGAUAAGUCUUCCAAGAAACACAGGACUCUGGUACUCAUUGAUCAGAAUGACUGUUCUCUUAUAUGUGCAUGUGACUGAGGAUGCUGAAUUGACUGAAAUAAAUCCAUGUUUUCUCCA